AUGUCCAGGCACUCAAAGACUCUACAAGAAGCCAUCAAUGAUUUCAAACACUACUCUGAUCGAACGACCCUUUUGUUCGAGCGAACUAGAAAAUGCUUUGGGGAGAUCGAGGAACGUCUUAAUCUCGGUCAACAAGCAGGCUCUGGAAAUUUGAUUGCCUCCUCGCAGUUGAAUGAUGUGGAGAGAGAACUUAGGAAGACACCGUCUGUGGUCUUCAUCGGCGAGAGAAAUUGUGGCAAAAGCUCCAUAAUUAAUGAACUUCUAAAACAGACUUACCUACCAGUCCACGAGAACCCUUGCACAGCCAGAAUCGUGCGAAUCAAACACGCGGAUGAGUUGAGCGCAAGGCUCGUUGGAGCAGAUGGGAACGUGGUACAAAGUGGGGAAGAUAUCAAAGACAAAAAACUUCUCGAAGAGUUUAUAAUGGUCCCAGACGAAGAGAGAGAGAAUCCAAAAGCUUUAGACGCUACUGUGGAGGUCGGAUUAAAUCAUGAGCUUCUGAAAAGUGGAAUCGAGUUGAUAGAUUCACCUGGGAAGAACGAGUCGGACGUUUUGGAUAGAGUGUUGGAGGAUUUCCUCGAGAAAGGCUCAGUUCCUCUUUUUGUGUACGUAAUUGACGGAAAAAUGCGUCUCAGACCUUCGGUAGGUUUAACUUCAUCUAGUCUAAAUGUAACUAGUCACAGCUACAGUAAAGAUACGUCUUGGAGGCGUUGUUUAUCUAAAUUUUGUUUAUCUGAGCGUCAUUGAUGAGCGGAGGAGGUUUGAAAAUACUCGGAUGUUUUUCAUAAUAACUCAUAAUUUUUAAAACAUGUCCAUGUCGAUUGUAACUGAAUCAAGAAACGGCUUUAAUUUCCUUUCGUAGAACACGGUUGUGGCAGUUUUUGAGAUAGCUUCGUUAGUCGUAAGAACGUGACGCGGAAGCCCAAGCCAACCAUUGUCUUUUGGAUUUCAGUGUACCCGGAAGUUACAAUUAGGUUUCGAAAUACGAUAUAAUUUUUGUCGAGUCAGGCAACUUAACUAAAUUUAUUCGGUUGGGGAAAAAAAAAAACCCUUGAUUGCUACACAAAUUCUCCUCGUCAGUGCCAUAGGAAUUGUAAAGAGAUCUGUACGGAGAAUAUGCAUACUGAUGUAAGGGUAUAAACGUGUAUAAAUGGUUACAAAAGACCCUGGUGCCUGAAAACCAAAACCCAUGCCAGCCCUUGACGGUGAUUUGAGGGAAAUCAGGGUUUUUUUUUCUUACUGGCUAAAGUAUUAUGCAGAUUUUUUUUCUCACAUUUGAGUUGCAGUUAGGAAAAAUUGGCAAUGUCAGCACUAUAUGUGACAUCUUUUUGUGAAAUUGAAUGUAGAUUGCAUAAAUAAUAUUAUAACUUCCAGAUGAACUACAUUUUACAGAAUACAUACUGUUUUCCUUCUUUCUUUUUUUUGCAAAAAACAAGUUUUUUACCGAUGGGAAGCUGCUGGUUUAGAUGUGAGCCUGUGUUUAGAGAAAGUGGUCCUUUGCACCUAAAUUGAUUUUGUGGCUUGUUCAAUUUUGUGCCUAUGUCCCCUCCAAUUGGUUUGAGGCAAAUGUUUAUCAGAGAAAUGAACUGUUCAUACAUGAAGAAUAGAUUGUAUAAAUUACAUGGCAAACUACUGAGUUUAUCUAGCAUGAAAUUUCAAGCUUUAAGCAGUAAAUCAAUGGUUUUUAUUGCAAAACCUUGCUGAACUUUUGUUUCAAAGCAAAAGUUAGACAAAAUAAUGUUCUUUGUUCAAUGAAAAUUUUGCUCAAAAAGCCUCAAAUUGUGAUUCGAACUUCCACACAACAAUUCAAGGAAAGUUCAUGAGAACAAAAGACUUAACUGACACAUUUCACUUGCAUUACUUUAAUUUGCAAGAUACAGAACAAGGAAAUUGCUGCAAUCAACUGCCAGUAUAUCCAUGUGUGUCUAAAUGAAAGGAAUUUUCCAGGGGAGUUCCUGGGCUCAUACAGAUAUAAAUUGACCUUGUCAAACCAGCAUAGCCCAGUGAAGUAGGGGAUCAGUUAAUUAUUUCUGUCUUGCACUAAUUCACCUGAACUGAGGAUGGUCAAGCCCUGUAAUCAAUCUUGCCUAUCUGUAGGUGUCACUCGGUCUAAUAAAGUCUUCCAGAGCUCAAAACUAUGGGUCACUGUUUUCCAUUACCCUUGUUUCAGAAGUUGGUUUGAUGUGAUUUUCCAAAGGCCAUAAAAGCUUUGUUUUCCAACUUCUUAUAUCAAAGUAUUUGGGGUCAGGCCUCUAAAAUUAUGGAAAAUCAUAUCCUGUGAGGGGUAGAUAUGUGUGAAAGAGCAAAAAAAUAACCUAAGUAACCCUGAAAAAUAAAUUGUAAGCUAUAUAUUUAACCCUUUAACUCUCACAAGUGACCAAGACAGAAUUUCUCCUUACAAUAUCAAUACAAUAUCAAGCAAAAAAGUGAUGAGAAUAAAGAAAAAUAUCCGUAAGGGAUUAAAAGUAGAUCCAAUACUAAAUUCUUCAAACUAACAUCACAAGAACUGUACAGCAGACAGUAAGGAGAAUUACUGAUGAGAUCUUUUGAGUUGAGGGUUAAUUCAUAGGGGCUGUCAAAUCAUCGGUGCAGAUUUGAAUGUUUAAGCAGAUUAGCAGGUUUGAGGCCUGACAUGAGUCUGCUUAAUUUUUGGAGCAUAGCACCACUAAAAAAUUGUUUAAGGCUUAGGGUUCAUAAUUUCACUACCUACAUACUAUCAACUGAUCAAAGAGAUUUCAGUAGAUCAGUUAAUGUUAGCUUUAUGAAAAGCAAUUGAGAAGGGAUGAACCCUCUCACUUAGCCAAGGGGUGUUUUCACAAGGGAAAAAUUCACAUUUUGCCUGGCAAUAAUUACACACCAAUUAUAUCUCCAUUCAGUUUUAAGCACACCAGUUUCCUUAACCCAUUAACUCCCAGAUCAAAUUUGUCAUUCUCCUUAAUGUCAACCAUACAAUUCUUAUAAUGUUAGUUCAGAGAAUUUAGUAUUGGAUCAACUAAUUAUCCCCAAAUUGAUAUUUUCUCUAUUCUCAUCAUUUAUCUGGUUGAUAUUGUAUUGAUAUUGUAAGGAGAAAUUCAGUCUUCGUCACUCAUGGGAUUUAAAGGGUUAAAUGAUUCUAGAUCUCUUGGUGAAAGCUGCAAUUAGGAAUAAAUUUAACAAAUAGAUUCCAUGUUGCCGUGCGUCUGUUCAGUAAUAGAUCACAGAUGACGUCAAAAUGUGGUAAGAACAAAAAAGUGUCACUUAUGAUCAGGAAUGUCCUGAUUAAAGAAUGACUCUAAAGUAAAAAAGCUUUAAAGAAAUAUGAACUCACAAUGCCAGAAGCAUGUCUGCCAAGCUUGCACAUUAUAUUUGACUAUAAAAAAGCAUGAAACAAUUGAUUUGUCAUAAUAUUUUGUUCGUUUCAUUUUAUUUUAGUCAUACUCUUUUAAAACAUGAUUUUCCACAAUGAAAACUGCACAUUUAAAUGUAGAUUAUUACGCAGUAAUAGUCCUGAGAUGAUAUUCAUUAUUUGUUUUUUUCAUUUCAAUUUAAGGACGUAACAACAUUAACCUUUUUGAAGGAUAAAUCUCCUCAAUCUUCCAUCAUGUUUGUCUGUAAUAAAGUAGACAUUGAAGCAACAGGACCGCUUGAUGAUGAUGAUGACGACGAUGAGGAAGAUGAAGAUGAUGAUGAAGACGAGGACAACGAAAACAAAAAAACAAAAAAGAAAAACAAAGAGGAAGUUGUCUUCAAUCAGCUGAAAAGCAGGGACUUUCUCACAGGAGAAUCUAGCAAAACAUGCGACUUAUUCCAUGCCAUUUCUGCAAAAGAUGUUCGCAAGGAACGAAAGAAGGAGGGUAGUGAGGGAGAAGCAACAAGGAGAUUCCAGCGAUUCCAAGGUCAACUCCAAAUUCUUCUCGCUCACAUCAUGAAAACACAGACUAAAAGGAUCGUUCAAGCCCUCCUGGUUUUACAAGAAAGCUUUGUGAACGUUGUCCAGUUGCAAAGAUCCCAAAUCACUCAGGAAGCAUCCAUCGUACCAGAAAUUACUAGACAGGCGUGCCAGAUAGAAAGUAAAAUGUUCGACACGUUAAAAUCCUUUACAUCCAGUGAUUCCGAGGAUACAAAGCAGAGAUUGCAGGAGCGUAUAAAGUCGUUGAAGGAAGAAUUUUCUCAGGAUGCAUUACAAUACAAAAUUCCAAACCAGCGUACUAUGCGAAAGAGAGCUCAGACUAUGAUCAAAACAGAUCUUAAAGUUGCAUUUUCGCCCGAACAAUUAUCAGAAAUGAACAGGGAGGACUUUGUUUUGGAGCGAUUUCUCGGUGAUAUGAAAGGCAACAUUUUGGAAAAAAUGUGCAAUUCCCUCGACAAGUUUGUGGGAUCCUUGAUAGACGAAGUAGCGAAUGAUCUUAUCAAAGCCAUCAUUGACUUCAAUGAGAACCUCACACAUCCCAUGGUCUCUAAAAUUUUGGAGGAAAGCUAUGGUGUGCAUUUCGUUGAAGCAAAGGCUAAAACACACGAGGUUAUUCAAGAUAUUCUUAACCAUCUUUUGGAUUCCAUAAAGGAAGCUGCCAGGGUUGCUUUGAGGAAAGAAAUUUCGGGACCCCUUAGUUCCAAACAGAUGACGACUCGCACAAAAAGGGAUGUUGCUGAUAAAACACGUCGAAAGUCAGUCGUGGAAUCCCUUUUCGACACAAUCGACGAAAAGAGGGUUGCAGAGGCAGUUUUUGAAGCCUGCUUCGAUCGUUUUCAGCGGAUGCGAGAUCGGUUUCUAUCAACCAUGGAAUUCCUCAAGCGCUUGCAAACGGCCUUUUCUAAUUGCCAAGCUACAGAGCAGCUUGAAGAUCUUCGUCUUCGUUUUACUCCUGAGAUACGAAUGCUUGCCGUCGAAGGAAUGGCUUUGAGAUAUGUGCAGAACCAUGGGCCAAUAGCAUGCGGCUCACUUGUAGCGAAAACACGCCACGGCCAACUCUUUGAUUGUGCGAGCGUUAGUUGGUUCCGUUGCUCGCCCAGUGGUCAGUGCGUGGUGAAAGUGAUCGAGAAAGAGAAAGUUGGUGAAAGUGCCUGGAAGCAGAAUGCAGUGGAUCUCGUCAAUAUGAUGUAAGUAACCAAUUCAGUUACUUUUUCAGUAUAAUUAUCAAAGUUUCAAAGUCGACUUUGGAAGAUGUGUUAAACUGGUAUCCCAUCUAGGGUGGGAUAGCAGUACUAAAACUUCCUUACCUUACCUUUUUGUUUUAGGGAUAUGAUUCAGAAACUAAAAGGUUCCCAUCCUAAUCUGUUGCGGCUGUACGGCUGGGUUUUCCCUAAGCCGGAUAUGCUACAUGUUGUCAUGGAGAAGGCAGAGAAGAGUCUUCUUUGUGCUCUCAAAGAGCUUGCCUCGGCCUGGACCCAUUCCUCGCUCUCCAAACUGAUCACGAGGAUCAAGAUGGCUCUAGACGUGGCUGAAGGACUGAAGGCCAUUCACGAAAUCGGCUACAUUCACGAGGACAUCAAGCCCGGAAAUAUUUUGGUUUGUCUGUCUAAUUUGACGAGUCGUGUUUUUUAAUAUAUUUUAGGAAGCUCACGGUUUUUCCUUUCAGUAAGUAAGUACCGUAAUAGCAUCACACAUUUUCCGAGUUUUCUUGAGUGCUUCUGCCAUAAUUUAUCACAAGAAUGAGAAGAUUUGACAAGACUGGCACUGUUCAUGUUUUGUUUUGUUGCCAACAAACCAGACAUAUCACAUUCGACUCACAAUCAACUCCUUACUUAGCUUUGAUGAUGACUUUGCAAGGUUUUUGCUCCUUAAGUCACUGUUACCAAUGAAAUUCUUUUUGGGGACUCUCCCUAGCUGGAAGAUCACAACACACGAUCGUUUGGUUUGUUUGUUUGCUUGUGCAUUAUUAAUCUUUGCUUUUGCUCAUGCAAUCAUUUAAACUUUUGAUUAGCGUGUAAAAAGACUUUUUGUGCUCCUUUAUGAUCUUUACUUGAUGUUCUUGUAAAUCUUAAGGUCAUGUUCCUCAUUACAUUUCUUUAAGCUAAAAUUUUGAUGUGGGUAACUCUCUCAUUUCUCCUAGUUAAUGUCUGAUGGAAGAGCAACGAUCAACCUCGCUAAGCCUGAAUGUCCAUACGACAUGACCACUCUGGGCGCUCCGUUCCACGUGUCACCAGAAAUGUACCAGUACCACGGGAAAGGUCACCUCAGUUACCUCUCCUACGACAUCUAUGCAUUUGGAAUGCUUUUAUGGGUGCUUUUGGAGGGAAGAGGUACAUCAAGACCGAAAGCAUACAAAGACAUGAAAACUAUCCAAUCCAUGCAAGCAGCAGUGGAGAAUGGAAUUCUCCCAUGUAAGGAUGAUGAAGAAUUCCAGAUUCCGUCAGUGAGUGAUGCGUGUUGGAGCUUAAUGACAAGGUGUUGGGAGGACAGAGCAUCCAUGACAAUGGAUAUUAUUAUUACUGAUUUAAAAGCCAUUAGGGAAACAGUAGAUAGGACCCGUUAACUCAAUGGUGAUGUUGCUUGAACUUUCCUAAGCAACUGGGCCUUAUAAGACUCUUCUUAAACCGAAUUUGAGUUAUGGGGUUAGCUCUAAGGAUUGGGUUGAGUCAAUAUUGUUGCCGUGGAAACCUAGACCGAUUAAUCUUUUCCUCACACCCCUCUGAAGCUAUUGUUUGGUCCCGUCACGCAAAAAAGAGAGGGUGUAGCGUGACGAGAAUAAACAACACUCGUUUUUGUAUGGUAAUCGUAUAGAAUUAAGUUUAUCAAGAGCUGUGUAAUAACUGUGCGCUACUGAAUACGUAUAAAGUAGAAAAUGAAGCGUUGAUAUUGCUUUUUGCUGGCUUGAAAUGAAAAAAAAUAUGAUAAGGCAAAGAACACGCGUGGAAAAACUGAUUAAUUGCUUUUGUUAAACAAUGGCGAGGUAGUUUCUAUGAGAGAGGAGAUCGACUUAUCACAUGUCACGGCUUUUCACCCAUCACCCUCCCUCCUUUU
Molecule: messenger RNA, 6940 nt
Organism: Pocillopora meandrina
Lineage: Eukaryota; Metazoa; Cnidaria; Anthozoa; Scleractinia; Pocilloporidae
Source: the annotation of a GenBank genome assembly